Messenger RNA from Aspergillus calidoustus, 2678 nucleotides. Lineage: Eukaryota; Fungi; Ascomycota; Eurotiomycetes; Eurotiales; Aspergillaceae. The record is from the annotation of a GenBank genome assembly.
UUCACCUGAAAGUCAGUCACGGCGAUGAUGAAAUGACGGAAAUAGUCGAAGCCAAAAACACUGGAAAAUCUACCAGAAGCAACGGCUUUGGAAGUUCGACUCGGUGCGUGAGGAGGUUGGGCAGUGCGGAGUAGGUAGGUAUGCGCCCAAGACCGCCAAGAUGACGAUGAGGUAGUCCGUACUACUCUGAGGUCGAGAAAGUAGUAUACGAAGAUGCAGUCAAUCUCGUCGUAAGCGGGAUAAAGGUACUGCUUCAUGGUCCAUCUCAUCCUAUAAUUAAGCUGCAUAUGAUCCGAGGUAUGUUUCCUAAGGUUAAUCAUGUCCGGCUAAAAAAAAGACUUCAAUGUUCCCAACGAGGGGUAGAUAAUUGCCAUAACACGUGAUGAUCUCAUGUCGUAAUAUCCGGAGAAGCACCCGAUCAACUUGGAUCUGUCUCCUCAUCUGCUUUGAACUUAUGACCUUCGCCUGGAGCGAGAUCUGUUUGAAGUUUAUUUUCUACUCUCUAUAGUGUCUACAUAUGCUAUACUGACGACUCACUCAACACUUCCAUAUGGCUAUUGCUCUGUUAGUUGCGAAUGAGCGGUAACUGUCGGACCGCUCCUGUUCUGAGCUCCGCCCCGAUAGCUCAUCGCCAACUUCGACGCCAUGGACCUUGUUCAGAAAGAACACGAGCGUCUCUCAAAGAGACUGAAAUCAUCUCAGAGCAUUAAGAGCGUGCAGGAUGCAAUUGAUUUACUUCAGUCCGCUCGCGAUAAGAUCGCCUCGGAUCCGAGUCAAGCAUCCGUAUCGCUAGCCAAGCUCCAAAAUCCGAUCAAGUCAUCCUUUGAUGCCAUCAACGAUAACCUAAAGGAGACUCACAGUGCUCUUAAUAAGUACUCAAAGUCCCUUGAUAAGCUUUUCAAAGAUAGACCGUUGCCGAGUUCCGAACACGAUGUCCUAUCCUCGCAAGAAAACCUCAUUAACCGGGCAAUCGCAAUGCAUCUGCUCCGCGAAGGGCAGUUCUCCGUUGCAUCUGCCUUUCUCUCCGAGAUAGCCGAGAAGAAGGCGCAAGAGAAGCACCAGGAAAUGGAUGCGGAUACUAUGAAUGAGGCCGCCGCACUGCUGGACAUCGAUGGUGUUCCCUCAAGCCAAGUCCGUGAUCAAUUCCACAAUAUGUAUCGUAUACUCCACGAGCUGAAGGAGAACAACAAUCUGCUCCCGGCUAUAGAGUGGUCACGAAAGGAAGAGAAUCGGAUGGCGCUGGAAGCAAGAGGGAGCAAUCUUGAAUUCGAGUUGUGCAGAUUGCAGUUCGUUUGGCUGUUUCAUGGUGGUCACGAACAACGUGGCCCGAGUCCUGAAGGACGUCAUGCUGCUCUUCAGUACGCCAGGCGCGAAUUCCAAUCGUUUUUGCCCAGAUAUAUGCGAGAAAUUGAGCAGUUGAUGGGAGCUAUGGCCUUUAGUCCAAAUCUUCAGGACUCUCCCUACAGGAACAUAUUCAACAACCCAUCUGCCUGGACAGAUGUGUCACACUCUUUUACGCGAGAGUUCUGCGCACUGCUGGGGCUAUCUCCUGAUUCGCCGCUGUACAUUGCUGCGACUGCAGGCGCAAUUGCUUUGCCGACAUUAUUGAAGCUGCAAACUAUCAUGAAGGCUAAACGUACAGAGUGGACGACAGAACAUGAACUGCCUGUCGAGAUUCCUCUCCCGCCGUCAUACCUCUUUCACUCUAUUUUCGUGUGCCCGGUCUCUAAAGAACAGACCACGGACGCAAAUCCGCCUAUGAUGAUGCCGUGUGGGCAUGUGAUUGCUGAGGAGUCGCUAAAGCGGCUUUGCAAAGGCACCAAAUUCAAGUGCCCUUAUUGCCCUAAUGAGAGUCACCCUCGAGAGGCAAAGAAAGUGUUCCUUUAGUUACGAAGUAUGGUCUAGAAAGGUGGUCGCGUGAAGGAGCUGGGCUCUUCUGCGGCAACCGGACAUGCUCAUUUGAUACUGGAACAACGAUGCAAAGGACAUGGCUGUUCGAAUUACUAACGGAGCAAUGGGCGUUCUGGAAGCGGCGCAUUCUGGGCUGGAUAGGAUCUGGACUUGUAUUCUUAGCACAUAUAGUAAUUUGCACAAACACUCCCAGUCUCUCACAUCUCGCGCGAGAAUCUGUGCUCAGACUGAUUCAUCUCGUCCCAUGUUUGCGCCUUCGAGCAGGCACGAGGACAGAUCCCAGUUUCCUCUCCUGCCCUUCGGGAAGACGCCUUAAGGAACAAAGAAACCCUCAGCAUUAGCCUCCGAAUGGCGUAUCACAAGCCCACGUCGGACAAAGAGCCUACACGGUACCUAGCUCGAUGAGUUUCUGGAUGCAUCGAAACUUAAUUUGCGACGAGUCCAAAAUGACCCACUCAGGCACCCUUGAUGAGUCCUCAGUGGCUAAUCUAAGUCCCGUGAUAGCGCGAUCAUUUGGCGAUGGGAAAACCACUUUACGCGUCCAAUACCAGUUCUUACGCGUCUGAGCAAGGCUCUCACCCUCACCACCGUUAAAUGCCCAGGGUUCAUCGAAUAGGAAACAUGCAGAAUCACCGUCAAUCUCCGACUCGCUGCCAUGGAGGAGCAAACAUUCGAAAAUUGAGCCUUACCUUCCUUGAUCCCGCCAUAUCUGACCAAUCUGUAUGCUGCCCACCAUUCUUACCUGCGAAACCCUCAACCCCACUCCG